AUGCUGCGUGCCGUGCUACCUCACAUGCGUGCAAAGCGUUCGGCUGGGCUUACGCUGGCCUUACGCGCCGAGUUGGAGCCGUUUGGCAUUGAAGUGACGAUUAUCGAACCAGGUUCGUUCCGGACGGCCAUCUUGAGCAAGGGCUUCUCGCCCAUGAAGAACUCCAUCCCGGACUAUCUGCCGACCACGAAGCCUCUGCACGACCACGUCACCAGCGUCAACGCUCAGGAGACCAAAGAAAAGCAGCCUGGCGACCCGGCAAAGGGUGCUCAAAUCAUCAUUGAAGUCCUUACCAAGACCGGUCGCUGCGCUGGUAAGACAAUCCCCAGCCGCAUGCUCUUGGGCAAAGACGCGGUAAGAGUCGGAGAUGCCGUGCUACAAUACAAGCAAACCGUCGUGAAUUUGACGACUGGGCAGUGUUGGCAUCCUCGACAGACGACGUUUCCAACAAUGCCGACAUGCAAGUAG
Peronospora belbahrii is the source of this 468-nucleotide messenger RNA. The record is from the annotation of a GenBank genome assembly. NCBI's taxonomy places the organism in Eukaryota, Oomycota, Peronosporomycetes, Peronosporales, Peronosporaceae.